This is a messenger RNA of Lactuca saligna, 2504 nucleotides long. NCBI's taxonomy places the organism in Eukaryota, Viridiplantae, Streptophyta, Magnoliopsida, Asterales, Asteraceae. The record is from the annotation of a GenBank genome assembly.
AUGAAGAGAGAGAGGAGGUGGGUGCCGUUAGACUUACCAGCAACUUCCCAUUCACUCAAACCCAGCACAUCGACGCAUCAAGGCUCAACACUCGGCCUCGGUGGUUUGUUCGACUGCCCAAAUACGUCUCCGAUAGUAAGGGUUGUAGUGACGACAAUCAACGGUGAGAUAGCAAGUGGAACAAGGUUACUCAACGUACAUCUCUUGAAACGGGAAGGAAAGGACUCAAAGGAGCAUAAGGAUUGUAACCUAAUCAUCAUCAUGUCAGAAGACGAAAUUGCGAUAGAAGCAAUAAAGCAUGCUUUGAAGGCUCUUCGGAAGCGGCAUCUGCUGGAGGAGGGAGCUCACGGACCUGCUAUUAUAGCUCUUUCUAAACCUAUUGCUUCUCAGGGUUCAGAAUGGAAGGAUAAAGCAGAAACUCUUGAAUUGGAACUUCAGCAAUGUUACAAAGCUCAAUCUCGAUUAUCCGAGCAGCUUGUGGUGGAAGUGGCCGAAUCUAGGGCUGCAAAAUCCUUAGUCCAGGAGAAAGAAGCCUUAAUUCCUAAUCUUGAAAAUGACCUUUCUCAAGCAAGGGAUGAAUGUUCUCGCUUGGCUGCACUUCUAGAGGAAAAGACUAAAGGCCUAGAAUUGCUUAUGGGUGAGAAUAAGGAACUGAAAUCUCAAUAUGAAGAAAUGAGAACUAGAGCUAUCAAUGCAGAGACUGAAAACAAGACAUUGAUUGAUCGGUGGAUGUUGCAGAAAAUGCAGGAUGCUGAACGCCUUAACGAGGCGAAUGCUUUAUAUGAAGACAUGUUAUGUAAGCUCAAAGCCAAUGGACUCGAACAACUUGCAAGACAACAGAUAGAUGGUAUAGUCCGCCAAAGUGAAGAAGGAGCCGAAUACUACGUGGAGUCCACCAUACCAAACACCUGCAACCACCGGAUCCCCGCCCACGAAGGCGGCUGUGCUUCAAUCCUCUUCGAAAACACUUCCGGAAAAUUACUCACCGGAGGACAAGACCAAACUGUUAAAAUGUGGGACACAACAACCGGUCAACUCACUAAAACCUACCAUGGUUGCAUAGGAUCCAUCCUUGAUCUCACCCUUACAAAUGACAACACAUGUCUAAUAGCAGCAAGCAGCUCCAACAACCUAUACGCAUGGGACACAAAUACGGGUCGUGUUCGCCACACCCUCACAGGUCAUAAAGAUAAAGUAUGCGCUGUUGAUGUCAGCAGAUUCUCCAAUCGCCAUGUUGCCAGCUCAGCGUAUGACCGGACAAUCAAGAUAUGGGAUCUUAACAAAGGGUAUUGUGUCAACACGAUUAUCUUCCCGAGUAAUUGUAAUACUUUGUCUUUCACGCCAGAUGGACAGACGAUUUGUUCGGGACACAUGGACGGGCAUUUAAGGUUGUGGGACAUGAAGAGUGGGAAAUUAUUGAGUGAGGUUGCGGCGCAUUCUCUUGCUGUGACCUCUAUUUCUCUUUCUAGAAAUGGGAAUACGGUGUUGACAAGUGGGAGGGAUAAUUUGCAUAAUUUGUUUGAUACAAGGACUCUUGAAGUAAUGGGGACAUUGAGAGCGAAUGGGAAUAGAGUUGCUUCUAAUUGGAGUAGAUCUUGUAUUAGUGCUGAUGAUAAUUAUGUUGCUGCUGGAUCUGUUGAUGGUGUUGUUCAUGUUUGGUCGAUUUCCAAGGGUAAUAUUGUCAGUACACUUAAGGAGCAUACGGGUUCGGUUUUGUCUUGUUCUUGGAGUGGAAUUGGGAAACCGUUGGCUACAUCGGACAGGAAUGGAAUCGUUUGUUUGUGGACAUAAGAUUGGAAUCACUUUUGUUACGUUUGUACAGAUAUGUUUUUUUUUUUUUUCGUUAGUACAUUUGUUAUAUGAAAAAGUUGAUGGAUUUUUUAUUUAAGUUUAAACAAGAUUUGAUUACAAGAUCUUUGAUUACAGAAUAGCUACUAUAUAAAACUUUAUAGCAGGUAAUGGAUGUUUAUUACAAGCUCACUUUCCAAUUUCUACUACUUAUGGAAGGUUUGUUGUUGAAGACUGAAAAGGGAAAAACAAUCGGUGAGCUACAAUCACACAUGUUCUACCAACCAUGGUUUUCUCAAGAGCAUCUUGAACGAGUGCCUCUGAUCUCAAAUCCAAAGCACUUGUGGCCUCAUCAAGAAGUAAAAUAGCUGGAUUUUUCAAAAUUGCUCGAGCAAUCACGAUUCUUUGCUUCUGUCCACCUGAUAACUGCACCCCUCUUUCACCACAUUACCACCGAAGAUGUUACAAGUACCACCUAAUAAUUCGCAGUGAUGACACAUUCUUGUUCGAGUAAUUUUCAGUUUUCAUCUUUGUAAUUCUCAAUUUCAGGUGUUUAAUGUACUUUUUAUUGUUAAAAAACAAACUAUUUUAUGCUAAAGUUGAAGCAGUUAAAGUAAAUUAAAUAUUCGGUUAAUGUGAGAACAAUCCAUGUAUCUUGACAAUGUUUAUUAAAAGGAACAAUAAUAAAUUCUUAGUAAUAGUUGAAAUAAUAUACA